Molecule: messenger RNA, 3042 nt
Organism: Pangasianodon hypophthalmus (striped catfish)
Lineage: Eukaryota; Metazoa; Chordata; Actinopteri; Siluriformes; Pangasiidae
Gene: syt12
Product: synaptotagmin XII
Exons: 8
Coding region: 525-1775 (416 amino acids)
Biological process (GO): calcium-ion regulated exocytosis; cellular response to calcium ion; regulation of dopamine secretion
Molecular function (GO): clathrin binding; phosphatidylserine binding; SNARE binding
Source: RefSeq, a predicted model, not a curated record
GUCCUAUUUUUAAGCAAUACUGCUUAAAUAGCUGGUCUUUCCUGUGCGUGCAAGUACAGAUGUGCGUAUUGCAGAUGUCUGACUGUUGCGUGUUGCUUGUGAGAAACAAAACAGUGGAAAGGGAAGAAAAUAAGAAUUCGGUGGGAUGUGAACUUUAUGAUUGUGUUACAUUAAUAGAGUGAUGAAGAAUAAAGCAUGAUUGCGGCAGUGUGUUGUGGCGGAGCACUGGAAGUUACACUGCAGGGGUGGGACUCCUGCAUUCUCUCUCUCUCUCUCUCUCUCUCUCUCUCUGUUCUUGGAGAGGAUGCCUCUGCCGAAGCCCACCGGUCACACCAGCGUCCAGGAUGCGCUCUUGAAGCUGAGGAUGCUGUCAGUCUGAGCCCAAGGCAACCCGUUAAUGCGUUUGGUUUGGUGGUUCAACGCAGCUGAUGCGUAUGGAGAGAGGAGCGUGAGAGGCAGAGGAGGGAGAGCGGAGUCCCUCAUCCCCUUACACCGAAAACCAAGUCCUCUAAGGCAGUGGGACCAUGUCCUCUUCACAUAGCCGGGACAUCUCUGACUACCAUGUCAGCGUGAUCCGCAAUCCUCCUGCCUGGGAGGAGGGUGUGUACCUGCUGGGGUUUCUGAUUCUGCUUGGCAUAGUAGGAGUAAAUCUGUGGAAGCUAUGGAGGUCUGGCUCUUUCCCUGCUCCCUCACCAUACCCUAACUUCAAUUACCGCUACCUGCAGGAGAAAUAUGGCAACUCUUACUCUGAAGUCAGGCAGAAGUGUGUUGCAGCUUCUAACCACCGAAGAGCAUCAUCAGCAAGCCGUAAGCCCAGCCUGCAGCUGGCUGACACUCCUGACGGCUUUCGCGAACUUGGCCCUCUGGAGCUGAUGAGCCGGGAGCUGGAGAUGAAACGCUCCGCCUCGGUUGACUCGCUGUGCUCCAUCUCAUCUAUUGCCCAAACGUUUGGCCAUGACGUCACCGUGGGCCAGCUGGAGGUGACGCUAGAGCUUGAGGCACGAACCUCACUAUUACAUGUCACCCUGCAUCAGGCCAAGGACCUGCUGGAGAGGGAGGAGGAGAAUUUUCCCGGCUGCUACAUCACUGUCACGCUGUUACCUGAUGAAAUCAAUGUGGGCGUCACACGGAUUCAGAGCAACGCCUUCACCGUGUUGUUUGAUGAGCGUUUCUCUAUUCCACUGGAAGCAGCAGCUGUGGAGGAGUACAGCCUGCGUUUCUCAGCAUUUGGAGUAGACUUGGACGAAAGGAACAUCAGUGCAGGACAGGCUGAGCUCAAACUGUCUGAUCUGGACCUGUCCAUAAGGCCUUUCGAUGCUUGGCUGUAUCUCCAGGACAUUAAUAAGGCUGUGGAUGCUGUUGGAGAGAUACUGCUCUCACUCAGUUACCUACCCACUGCAGAGCGCCUAACUGUGGUGGUGGCUAAAGCGAAGAACCUGGUCUGGACUAACGGCAAAACCACCGCAGAUCCGUUUGUGAAGGUGUACCUCCUCCAAGACGGCAGGAAGAUCAGUAAGAAGAAAACCUCCAUAAAGAGAGAUGAUACUAACCCUAUCUUCAAUGAAGCUAUGAUCUUCUCUGUGCCUGCCGCUGUGCUUCAGGACCUCUCUCUAAGAGUCACAGUGGCUGAAAACACAGAAGAUGGGCGUGGUGAAAAUGUAGGUCAUGUGAUCAUCGGGCCAGAGGCAAGCGGUAUGGGCAUCACUCACUGGAACCAAAUGCUGGCAACUCUGCGCAAACCCGUCUCCAUGUGGCACCCGCUGCGGAGGACCUAAUCUGAUUUCUGCCCUCCCAUUCCCGCCUGCAUGGUGCCUACUGUCUCCGUGACCCAACCAUAAAGACUUCUAAAAGGUCAAGAGGUCGUCGUUAUUCAGGAAACCGCUAUCUUUUUAAAGCAGUUGCACAGCCAGAGCCACAGAGCAGAUUGUAAAGGAAAGACUGAAACUCUGCCUGUCUCUGCUUUAAUUCCCAGGUCCUUUUAUCCAGGUUAAAUCUGUCUUCAUUUGUAGCAGUUAUAACAGGGUGGCUGACCUGAAUGAGCGCCAGUCAAUGCUGCGUCGUAGUCAUUCGUUCAGUUGUGUUAGGAAUUAGUGCAGCCACAUUCUAAUACCUACAAAUUAUUAUUAUUAUUAUUAUUAUUAUUAUUAUUAUCAUCAUUAUUAUUCGGUGUUCUGUGUGGUUUUAUAUUUUUAUGCUCAGUAAAAAGCAAUAGAACACACAUGUAUGUAUGAUGGACAGACUUUUAAUUUCUUUGUGAGAUUGCAGUAGUUCAAAGAGUGUAAAAAUAAAUUCUUGUUAAAUUGCAGUUACAUUCCUGUCCAUCAGAGCCUUUCUGCAAUGGCAGUACAGACAGCUAGAAACAGAGACAAGCUCUGUUUAGUAUUGCGGUGGAAUGUGAAUGCAUUAAACAUGGAUUAUAUUUGAUAUUUGCUUUUAUUUUCCACAUUCGUCCUGUGCCCUAUGUUUGCCUGCACUUUGGAAAUUUAUUCCGAGCAUUAUUAAUAACUUGUUGGAAGUCUUUGCUGGGUUUUUUAUGCAUUCUGUCUAGAGAGAUUUGUAAAAAAAAAAACAAAAAAAAGACGUCCUGCCUCCAACUGUUACUGACUACUAUGAGGAGUUUGGCAAUAAAAUUUCUCUCAUUCAGCAGAAAGCCAGUUAACAUUCACAUUCAGAUAAAGGCAAAACACUAUAAACUUCUCUCAUUACCUAAUUCUGCUACAUAUUCCUUGUCUGAAGGCAAGUCUCUGUUCAAAAACAUGGUAAGAAAUCGUAUUCAACUAACCAGGUUCAAGUUUUCUUAAUGUAGCCUACACGACUAGCGUAAGUCAACUAUCUCAGUGCAGCAUUUGAGGUUUCCAUUGUACACAGUACUCAGUUUCAUCCUGUGCCAAAUCAACCACUAGAGAAGCAAUAUUUUAUUUAGGCUUGAGUCUAUAUUAUGUUUGUGAUCAAUAAGAUAUAAAAAAAACAUUUUGCAGUGCAUGAAAGUGUAAUAGAUAUGGUAUAUUGAUGUUCAAAUAUACAAUUCUUUAAAUAAAGAAA